Lutzomyia longipalpis is the source of this 2961-nucleotide messenger RNA. It is a transcript of the gene pins, whose product is annotated as G-protein-signaling modulator 2. Lineage: Eukaryota; Metazoa; Arthropoda; Insecta; Diptera; Psychodidae. Bases 147 to 2213 code for a protein of 688 amino acids. The record is from RefSeq and is a predicted model, not a curated record. Gene Ontology annotation, molecular function: GTPase regulator activity; protein binding. The transcript has 4 exons.
CUUUGUCAACACCCGAACAUCUAAAAAACGAAGAGACAGGAAAGUUUUCCAACACGAAAAUCAAACAUUUCCACUAAGAAUUCGCGGAAAAUUGUAGUUUAUUAAUGUGUGGCAGUGCGUGUUUGUGUGUUAAUUAGUGAGAAAUAAUGUCCUCCCUGUCUGCAAGUGCAGAAAAUCUAACAGACACCCAGGGCAACGAUGGCUCUUCAAUGUGUCUGGAGUUGGCGCUCGAGGGGGAGCGCCUGUGCAAGAGCGGAGACUGCCGUGCUGGAGUUGCAUUUUUUCAGGCUGCCAUUCAGGCGGGAACUGAUGAUCUCCGGAUUCUGAGUGCCAUCUACAGCCAAUUGGGCAACGCCUACUUCUACCUGGGUGACUACUCAAAAGCCAUGGACUUCCACAAGCUAGACCUCACGCUGGCACGUUCAAUGAAUGACAAAUUGGGCGAGGCAAAGUCUUCCGGGAAUUUGGGGAACACCCUCAAGGUGAUGGGGAAGUUCGACGAGGCAGCUAUUUGCUGCGAGAGGCAUCUCACACUUGCCCGGCAGCUGGGGGAUCGUCUCAGUGAGAGCCGAGCAUUGUACAAUCUCGGCAAUGUCUACCAUUCCAAGGGGAAGCACAUGGGGCAACGAGAUCCCGGAGAUUUCUCAGACGACGUCAAGGAAGCCCUCAUGAAGGCCGUUGGAUAUUAUCAGCAAAACCUAACUCUGAUGCGUCAGAUCGGUGAUCGUGGUGCUCAGGGACGGGCCUGCGGCAAUCUCGGCAAUACUUACUAUCUCCUCGGGGAUUUUCAAGCAGCAAUCGUCCAUCACCAGGAACGACUCAGUAUUGCACGUGAGUUCGGCGAUAAGGCAGCCGAACGACGUGCCAACAGCAACCUGGGUAAUUCUCACAUCUUCCUCGGGCAAUUUGAGUUGGCGGCAGAGAACUACAAGAGAACUCUGUCGCUGGCCAUUGAGCUGGGGGAGAGAGCAGUUGAGGCGCAGGCAUGCUACAGCCUCGGCAACACCUAUACCCUCCUCAAGGAUUUUGCGCUCGCCAUUGAAUACCAUCAGCGGCAUUUGGCCAUUGCCCAGGAGUUGGGGGAUAAGGUGGGUGAGGCCAGAGCCUGCUGGAGUCUCGGUAAUGCAUACUCAGCCAUUGGAAACUACGAGAAAGCCCUCCACUAUGCACAAUCACACUACAGCUUAGCCACAGAGCUGGGAGAUCCAGUUGGUGAAUCCACAGCACGAAUGAAUAUUACGGACUUGCGGAAGGUGCUGGGAUUGCCGGAGAUAACACCCACGGAUUUCGAUGCCAUCUCAUCGGAUAGUCAACGUUCCAAAUCGUCACCAGAUGAGCAGGAGACAACACAGACUGUCCGUCAAUAUCGGGUACGAAGGCAAAGCAUGGAACAAUUGGAUUUGCUUAAGGUUUUCUUUUGUUUUAUUUUCUUUUUAUUUUUUCGGGGAGUUUUUUGGGGGUUUUCUUGGCUUGCUUUUGGGGGAGGAGUUUGUGGGAGAAGUUUAGUUAAUUUUGAAAUGUUUUUUCGGGGGUUUCAGCUUACACCGGAUGGGAAGAAAGUGGAGCAUCAUGCAAAGGGGUCAGAUGGUGGGGCUAUAAUGCAGGAGGAUGACUUCUUUGAGCUUCUCACGAAUUCUCAGAGUAAACGAAUGGACGAUCAGCGGUGUUCGCUGAAGGUGGGUGGGGCUGUUGUGGGGGAGGGAGCUGUAAGGAAGCCCCUUGUGGCACAGAAUAGGAAUGCCCCACCGGCUGGUGCGAAGGAGAACAGGAAUGCUCUGUUGGAGAUGAUUGCGGAUUUGCAGUCGGAACGAAUGGAUGAGCAGAGGGCCACGUUGCCGGGGCUGGUGAAUCGCGGGGGUGUUGUGCUGAAGGGGCAGACAAAUCCAACGGGUCCAGCUCCGGAUGAUGCAUUCCUGGACAUGCUGAUGCGCUGUCAGGGCUCGAGGUUGGAGGAGCAGCGAUCAGAGCUGCCGCGGCCGGGAGAUGUGCUCGAUGACGCCGAGGGGGGCAGCACACGCAGGGGAAGAUCGAAUAUUGGCGCCACUGUACCUGAUGAGGAUUUCUUCUCGCUGAUCUCCCGCGUUCAGGGUGGCCGAAUGGAGGAUCAGCGUGCUGCCGUGCCACUCGGUGUGUCCAGGCGUCUUGCGAUGCCCAACAAUGUCCACGUUCCACCACCAAAUACCACCACAAAGGAGCCAGGAAAGAAAAACUAAAAGAAAAUUAUAAAAGAAUUUUACCAUUUUACUGUCCAUCCCCCCACCACCCUAAAAUCAUCAUCCAACACUGAGUAGAUCCUUAAGAAGAUGCGGUGCAAAGGCCAAAAUGUCAGCACCAAACUCACAAGCAUCACACCCCCAUGAGGAAUACUCCCAGGAAACUUUUUUUUUUUAAUUAGAAAAAUAAUUCAAUUUACUCAAGAGUAGAAGUUUUGUUUUUUAAGAGAAAGAAAAUGAAGCAUUUAUUAGUCAAAAAAAAGAAACUUUGUCCUUUUUUUUUAGCAAAGAAAUACUGUUUUAUAUUAUUAAAAAAAACAAUCAUCAUUCUCUCAAUCAACCCCCUCUUUUUUAUACAUCCCCAUUUACAAAGGAAUAAUAAGAAACAUUCUAUAUUUUAUAUUUUACACAAACAUCGAUUUUAUUUUGUGUGUAGUAGGAAAAAAAAAUGGAGAAAAAAACCUUCUCAAGAAGCCAAAGGAUAAAUAGAGAAUUUCUGAAGGAUGUAGGAGUGUAGUGAGGAGAAAAAAAUUAUCAUAUCUAUUUCUUCGAUUUGCAUGAAAAGAAAAAAGUUGUCAAGUUUUGAAUUUAAGAGAAAAAAAAUGUGAAAAGUUAAUGAAAAGAGAAUUUUAGUGAAGAAAAAUGUAAAAUUGACUUCAGUGCAGUCUCUCCGCGAGGAAUGUCUGUGUUUCAUCUGAAAUUUCACUUUUAAGACAAAUAAAAUCGCUAUAAAUUUUAUCUAAAUAAA